Messenger RNA from Nerophis lumbriciformis (worm pipefish), 483 nucleotides. Its product is annotated as transcription factor 15. Gene Ontology annotation, biological process: regulation of transcription by RNA polymerase II; developmental process. The record is from RefSeq and is a predicted model, not a curated record. NCBI's taxonomy places the organism in Eukaryota, Metazoa, Chordata, Actinopteri, Syngnathiformes, Syngnathidae. Gene Ontology annotation, molecular function: protein dimerization activity; DNA-binding transcription factor activity, RNA polymerase II-specific; RNA polymerase II transcription regulatory region sequence-specific DNA binding.
AUGAAGUCCCCGGGCAGCGACCGCACUGACAGCAGCCUCACCUCCGAGCACGACGAGUGGGACGGGAAGUCCACCGGCGGAGAGGAGGAGCCGGCGGCGGCCAGGCGGAGGAAAAGGCGCAGACGCGGCAGAGAGGCGCGCCUGGCGGGCGGCAACAAGCAGCGGCAAGCAGCCAACGCGCGGGAGCGGGACAGGACGCAGGGCGUGAACACGGCCUUCACGACGCUGCGCACUCUCAUCCCCACCGAGCCCGCCGACAGGAAGCUCUCCAAGGUGGAGACGCUGCGUCUGGCCUGCAGCUACAUCUCCCACCUGGCCAACGUCUUGCUGCUGGAGGCGGAGGAGGAGGAGGAGGAGGAGGGGAGCCGUGACAGGCAGCCGUGCCUUCGCCAUCACGCCAUCGUGCACAGCUCCGCGCAGCCGCCGCGGCCCAUCUGCACCUUCUGCCUGAGCAACCAGAGGAAACAAGUGAGUGACCUUUGA